AUUUGGAUAAUGACAUAGAUGACUUAGAACUCUCGCAUCCAGAACCAGAAUUAGACCAUUCAGAACCAGAACUAGAACUCUCACAUCCAGAACUAGGACCCUUGUAUUUAGAAUCAGAACCCUUGUGUCCAGAACCAAAACUCUUGCAUCCAAAACCUUACGUCCAGAACCAAGACCCUU
Messenger RNA from Racocetra persica, 180 nucleotides. Lineage: Eukaryota; Fungi; Glomeromycota; Glomeromycetes; Diversisporales; Gigasporaceae. The record is from the annotation of a GenBank genome assembly.